GUUGUGCGCAACAACGGUCCUUCCAUCGUUGCUAUGGUGACGUCUCCCAACAUCCGCGUCAAAGAGUUAGUUUAAACUUAAUCCGUAGCUGCUUCAAAUACUUUUCUGUCUACAGAAAUGGACUUACCGGCCACGUAUUACGGUCCGCUCGAUAGAAAGAAUCCCGUUCUUUCAGGUUUCAAACGAGAAACGGAAUCAUUUAUAACGCUUAUGAAACAAGUCACCUCGACGACGGGCCGCGACGGCAGCUCGUUUGCCAAAGGGAUUAAAUUACUCGCGGAUAUACGGAAAAAGUACAAACACCGACUGCCAGAGAGGUUUUACCAGGAGCACCUGUUGCAGCUUGGAGAUAUUCUUUGUGGAUUUAAGUUGUACCAGCUGGCUCUGUGGCAUGGCUACAGUCUCCACCUGCUGCACUGGAGCUCGGUGCCAAUAACUGACAUUACGGACGUUGACCACUUCAUGGCCUGUUAUUUCCCAGAAGGAUUAGAUCUGGACCCAGGCACUGUUGCAAUGAAGUGCCAUGCCAUGCUUGGUUGUGCCACGUGUAUCUUUGAGGAAGUGAAAAGGUGCUGCACCUUCAGUGAGAAGGGACUCUGUAAACUGCUGAAAGUGCUGAACUUCCUUAGGAUCAUGAUGCAGGCAUUCCAGCAGCAUGAACAUCUCUGCUGGCAGAUGUAUGAAGGUGCAUCGUCCAUCUACAACCUCUGCCGCUACUUGAUGACUAUGAAUCGCAGCGAGCAGGCCCUGGAGUACCUUCUGUGGGCGAGUAUCUGUUUGGAGCUGUCCGUCCCUUUGAUGACCGCCAAAUAUCUGCCACUGAUCGCCACGCUCUAUUGUUCAGUCUGCCAGUGUUACUUUGACAACCAGACCGAGGAGCAAGCAGAGGGAUUUGCAAAAAGGGCCCUUGGAAAAAUUAAUGAGCUGGCUAAGCUGGAAGAACCUACUGAUGCCACCAGCAAAGCUUACAGAGAAGCUUCAGUGAAGCUCGCUGUUUUCGUGUUCAAACGGACUGUCUUUGACAUCGAAAGAAGACCCGAGGCCAUGCAAAAAGACAAAACCAAGAGUACCCUCAAAGACAUCCCCAAUGCCCCAUGGCCCCGCAACCCGACAGAGCAGAUGCUGACUAGCCAGUUUGACUGCAUUGCCGGCCAAUUUUUGGGAAUCCUGGAGGCACUUUGGGACAGCAGCACUCGUCCGCUGCAGAUGACGUUGCCAGAUGAUGCAAAGCUACUAGAGGUGGUUCUUGAGCUGCUCUCCGCUGGCAUGAGCAUCUUAUCUGGUACCAGCGAACAAAAAUGCGACGAUUACCAGCGCUUAUCUCCCAACAUGCUGACAUCGGCAUCCACUCAGACGGAUUUAGUGAUUACAGGUGAGAACAAAGUAUCUGUCACGUCUGCCGUGAGAUUCAUCAAACUGUUGUUUAAGCACAAGCAGCCAGAAGCAUUCAGAGAGCUCACCAAGGAGAUGCUGCACUAUCUGUCUGGUGUGGAAGGUCAGCCUUUCAGAAGGGCAGAACGGGAGCUCGCCUUACUGCACAGCUUUAAUAAUCUGCCGCUGCCUCAGAGAGACAAUCCCAAAGAGGACGAAAAAGACGGCGGGGAGAGAUUCUUUUCCUCCAUGAGCGACGAGUUGGUCGGCUUGGUCGACGCCCUGCGUUUGUCCGUUUGCGGCUCGGAUCCUGGACUGCUACCAGAUACGGACCUUGUUUUUGACACUUUGGUAUUCCUGUGGAGGAAAUUAAAAGCGAUCCUGCAAAGCCAUUACCUGGAAGCCCCAGAAUCACCGCUGGACCAAGAGAAGAUGGACGGUUAUGAUAAGUGGCUGUGGUGCCUGUCUGUGCUGUGUGAGGCGGCCCUUGUCUGCGAGCUGGCCAACGUCGACUGCAUUCUGACGGCAGAGAUGAUCCUCACGUUGGGGAAAGAGCUCGAGAGAGCGGCCGACCGCGCGGAUCGAACGGAGGGGUCAGCUGGUGAAGGAUGUGGUGAUGUGAGGCCGGGCUCCUUUCCUCUUCUAGAGAGGUCAAGCACUGUGCUGCUAAAGAAGGCGUGUGAAGUGACGAAGAAGGGUCUCGAAGCCUUGGCAGAGGGUGUCUCUGCGCUGAUUCCACGAGAUCCCUCCGCCGUCACCGACGCCGCCUGCAUGCAGAAAUGUGUGCCCCUUCAUCCCCCGAGUGCAUCUUCGACGCCAUCAGCAGACCAAAAGGGAUCAGCUGAAAACAUUGUGAGGGCAGAAGAAGAGAAGGAACCUACGGGAGAGUCAAAAAAUGAAGGCUGCCACGACGAGAGUUUGUUUUUGGUAGCCAAGGACCUACAGCUAGAGCUCAGUAUCAUCUACCACAAGGCUUCUGUCAAGUUACUGCUGCUAAAUGAAGUUGCAGAGUCCGAUCUGUUGGCUGGGAUCAAGAGGAACAAGGUGUCCAAAGCUCACUUCAUGAUCCAGAAAGCAUCGGUGGAGCACAGCAAAGGGGGGGCAAACCGAAUUAGCGCCAUCAACGGUCUGCUGAAGGAGGCCUCCAUCCUGUUAGAGAAAGCAGAGCUGGAGGACAGAAAACUAUACAUGGCCUCUGUUAAGAAUCUGACCCAAGAUAAGGACAAAAGAGGAGCCGGGGAAAAGGCCCCCCCUCCUCCGAUUUUAAUCUCAAGAACAGACCACUCCUUUACUUUUGCUCCUGCCGCCUAUGACUUGGAAAGACGGGUGAGCUGGUACCAGCUUUGCGGGCGAGCAGCCCAGGGUGCAAACUGGAAAGUCCGCCUUGCUGACUGCAGCAUACCAGGAACUGGGGAUAUGGUGCCAGUGGUUUCUGGUGAGUGUUUGCUCAGGGCAGAGGGUCUGCAGCCCAACCAGAAGUACGUGUUUGCUGUAGCAGCCUACGACGGACAGGGAACGCUAGUGGGCGACACCAUAGGGGAUACAACAUUACCCGUGCUGGCAUGCAUGCCCGCCCCCCUGCUUUCCUCUUGGGCUCACUUGGCUCAGGUGGCUUUUCAAACGGAGCAGCACGCUGUAGCUACAAGAGCCUGCAGAAAGCUGUGGGGUCACUACACAGAACCAGACGGUCCGUCCCGCAGCGGCGAACGCAACGGAUUGGCUUCCAUUGGGCUGCAUAAGGAAACCCUGCAGCACUCCUCUCCUCACCUUUGCCAGAUGUUUCUGAGGGUCAUCUUCGCUGAGACAGAGCGCAACAUUCAGCAGGCUUCUCUCCACUGGGAUUCGUUCAGUGACGGCGGACCGUUUCUCUGGGAACAGGAAGCCAGAUUGGCAGAGUGCGAUCGGAUGCUGCUGGCCAUGGACUUAGCGAUAUAUGCAAAUGACGGCGGGUCUGCUUUACAAGCCGUAGUUACAUGCUACAGGCUUUUGGCUCCUCUGAUCUACCAUCAAAUCGCUAGCGAUCCUGUGGUGCAAGUGCUAAGAAGAUGUUUGGUGGUUUUGGAAGAGAAUUCAUCUCUGCUGAAACAAGGAUGGGGCGGAAACUCCACCGAGUCCCUUUUGCACAUGGUUGCUUGCAUCACUAACUACCUGUCAAAGGUACUGCGCGGGUUCAGGGAAUAUCAGUCGGCUGCUGCUGUGCUCGAUUGUGGGCGCGGUCUGCUUCAGGAGGUCUUUGAUGCUCAAAAAGACAGGAGCCUUUCUUGCCAAGCUGGGAGUAAUAAAGUAUCGACUCAAGCCGUGGACGAUGGCCAAAAGAAGAUAAGCCACCAGUUAAAAGCACUGCAUGUGAAGAACAUUGUAGCUGAGGCAGAGCCUAAUAAAGACAACGAGGUGGCACCGUCACUGGUUACGACUGAAGAUCCCACUGUGCUGUAUCAUCUGUUCUCCAGCUGCACACUGCAGGACAACUACAAGCACGUGAUGCAGCUCAAGCGAAAGACUUAUUUCCUCGAGUUCGCGGCACUGCUUCUGCAGCGGACCGUGGAAGAGGGCGGCGCAGACCUAACGCUGGACUGGGGACAGAGCAUUCUUCAGGUUCUCUCCAGACACGAUGAAACCUUGGGCCUAGCCACGAAAAAAGAGCAGGAAAGCAGCAAAAGUAAGAGAGGCGGUAACCCAGUGGCUAGCAAAAAAAGCGAAACCCCUCAGAUCGCGCCCACGCACGAGGAGUUGAGAAAGAAGCUGAGGAAGCACCUUCCACGCAGCUUGCUGCGGAAUCUGAAAACAAACAGAGAGAUGCGCAUAGUGGAGAAUAUGCUGUCCAUGAUGUCUACCGUAGUGCAACGCCACAAGAAGCAGGUUCAGCUGAGGAACCUGAAAGCCGACGAGAGAGCGUGGAGAUCUGCCGUUAAUUACUGGAUGGCUGUGGCAUAUUUAGAGCAGUUUUACCAAGGCCUGGAGCCGACGCCUGGAGGGCAACAGGAGCAAAGGUACAGCGAGCUCGAUCCCCGGUGGUUCUCUCUCGCCUACUCUGGUGUCCUAAUGAGGAAAGAUUCUCUGCUCUCUUCUGAAGACGAAGUGGACUUGAAGAGGGAGUCUAGCCUCAGGGAUGAUGUACUGACUCCAAAGAGCGAAAAGACACAAGAGGAAGCUGUCAGAAACGACGUCCCUGUGGCCAAGGAGAUCACCGAUGAGAGGAAAGGCUCCUGUAAAAGUGCGGCACAACACACGGAGACGGAGAUGAGCGGUCCUGACUUACUACUGAGUUCUGUCAAAAAUGCUGCUAUAUAUCUUCGCAGAGCGAUGGUGCUGGCCCAUCGCGGACAUCACUGGACAGCCCUGCAGAAUGCGUGUCAGACUCUGUGGGACCAAAACCUCCGACUUUCUACCACGAUACAACAGAUUGCUUUGCGUGAAACGUCCCCACCGGUUACGGCCGACCAGCUGCACGUCAUCUUCACCCCUCUUCUGGUUCUGGCCACCGAUCUUAUGCUGGACAUGCUGGACAAACUGCAGAUUUGGAGAUUUUAUGAUCUUGACUCGACUCUUGAAGAACUUGAGUCUGGUCUCCACUUCUCAGCCCCGCUGGAUGACUGCUUCCCGGUGGACCUGCGCUGGGUUCGGACUUUGGUGAUGCACAGUCUGGAGCAACUUCAUAAUUGUGGAAAAUGGGAAACCCUGGCACACUUUGCCUUACUUUACAACUCAUACACACGGGAACGUUACGCCUUGAUCAUCCUUCCUCUGCUGGUCCACUCUCAGCGGAAGCUGCUUGAAAGAAUCUCUUCUUUUGGAGGACCCGCCGUCCCACAACCGCACCACGUCCAGACACAGAACACCACUGGGGAGAAAAUAACUAACAGAAGCUACGCAGGCUGCCAGCUGCUCAGCGGGUGGACCCGGAACCCCGAAAAGCCCGUUCGCAAAAAGACAGCGCGGAGAAAAUCAUCUCCUAAAGACGCGCCUUCACUCAAAGUUUCAGAGAUGCAGCUCUCCAUGUCGCUGGUGUGCGUUCCUCUUGACGUGGAGGACACGCUCAGCUGCCACCGUGAAGCCCUCGGAAAAAGACCAGACACCCUUCAAGUCCUCCAGCACAGCCGCUCGCUGCUGGUGCAGCUCUUAGCGAGCACACAGCCCUGCUUCGCAGCACAGCUGCCGCGCGGUCAGGGGAGAGGUCUCAGCCGUCCAGCGAGCCAGGUGAGCUUCAGCCCCGCGGUUCUCUCUUCUCCCGACCUCCUACCUGACGACCCGUGUGAGGAGGACUUCGGUGCUCCGAACGCUAUCUAUUGCCGUCCCAUCAGCCUCAACAGCACGCCAACGGUUGCUGCAGCAUACGCAAACUCCAUCAAGUACCUGCAGCCUGACGGUCACGACUCCCUUAAAGUUUUAGCUCUGCAUGAAAAGGGGAACCUGCACUACUAUGCAGGAAACCUGAGUGCGGCACACUCAUGCUGGAGUAAAGCUGUGGACUGCGCCUUCCACAGCUCCCGUGUCAUCCAGGAAUGGGACGGCUCCUCGCAAGACGCUGUAAAGAAAGCCGGUAUAUGGGGAUGUCUGCUGGGCGCCGUGCUCGCUGCAAAGAUCGCACAGUUUGUUUCGACCCCCGACAUCGCCGAGCGCACAAAGUGUUGUCUGCUGUCUGCUCAUUUCUUAAAGUGCGUGCUGGGCUGCUCCAUGGUUCACCCUCGAACAGACCUACAGUAUAGCUCGUACGCCAUCGGGGACGAACUCUUUCCCGGCGUCAACCUUUUUUCUGAGCCCCACAGGCUUCAAGUCGGCGCCACAGUCGCGAGUCUUCAUUUUGUCUGCCACUGGCUCUUCGCCGCAGGCUACCACAUCACGCUUCUGCCCGUUCUAGCCCUUUACCUCCACUUGGUGGGGCCCGUGUGCAGAGACGUCCAGCGCACGGCUGAAGCCAAGAUCCUCAAGGUCCGUGCUCUUACAGAGUUGUGCAUGUUCACUGAAGCCAUUGCAGAAACUGUUCAAUUCACUCAAGGAGCAGAUGUUAUUCUCCCGUCUGGACUCCGCAUUGCCAAACCAGACCCACAACCUGUGAGGACUUUCUGCACCAACAAAUCUCUUCCUGAUAACGUGGAGGCUCUGGAAGACCUUAUAAACUGUGACUUUACCUCAGAGGUCUGCACGUUGUAUGGUGAUACACUGUGCUCCAGAUUCAACCUCGCUCGUAUUCAGCUGAUCUUAGCGAUCAGCAAGUCUGAACCUGGCUGCCCUGAAUCAGAUUCUGAAGAAAGUUGCGCUAACACACAAAGCAGAGAGAUGGAUACAAAACACGGUGAGCAGGAGAGACUUGAAACACAGGGAUCGGGCCCCGAAGCAGAAGAGCAGAAACGUGUCACUUUCUGCAUCGGGAAGGAAAAACUAUCUCCAAAAAGGAUCAAGGGUCUUUUAUUAGAAGGAGCCUCCACCCUGUUGUCCUCUGCCUGGCAGCAGCUCACCUCUCAUACGUGCAGCGAAGCUGAGAAGCUGGAGCUGACCGUGGAGUUCAACUUUCUUAAAGCCAAUAUCUUUCUGCAGCAAGGAAACUUUGCACUCAGCUCUGAGAUUGCAAUUUCAUCUUUGACGUUGCUGCAGACAUCUCCCGUCAUUGUGAGACAAUGCCCUCCUGGUAGUGAACAGGACACCAGAGACUGCAGUGAGUCAAGCAGCCUGGAUGGAGACUGCCCCAGAGCUGUUGAAGCCCGGGAGAGAAUCGGCGCUUUGCUGUGGCUCCGGUGCCGGCUGACUCUGGUCCAAAGCCUAGCUGCUGACAUCCCCGCCUCUGCAAAAUUUUUCCCAGGCAAUAACGUUAAUGAAGAAAUAGCUCGGCUGAUACAGGAGGGACUGGACGAAUGUGUGCGGUGGGGGGACCGAGAUAUUCAAGCUCUUUUGAUGGUGGAAGCUGCAGAGUUAGAGGCAAAGAGAGGCCGGAGAGAUCAGAGCUUAGCAAUGCUGCAGAAAGCAGUGAAUCUGCUGUCAGAACGAAGUCAUAUGCCACCCGGGUCUGUUCUGACUCUGACUCGAGCGACGUUGUUGCUCAGUGACCUGAGAGAAGCACGGAGCACAUCGCUUCUCCAGCUGACACAGAAACUCCUGGAGAAGCAGCUAUGCUUGUUCGAUCAAAGUGUAAAGUUGGUUGAUGGAAAUCUGAGUUUCUCUCCACCUGGACCCAGAAACAUCUACCUGCCUUGCCUGGACAUGCUGAAGAAAGUCACUGUGGCAAUUGGUUCAAUCCUGAAUCUUGGCAACAUGCAAGAACCUGAUCAAUCAUCCAUGCCCAGCAAGAGUCUGCACCGGUCCAAUAAGACCAGGAGAGAUUCUCAAAAAGUUUCCCCUCUGAGCGAUAAAAGCUCAUAAAUGUGAUUGCUAACAUUUGAUUUUUUUUUUUUUUUUUGUCAUUUUGAGAGGCAGAAAAUGUUUGCUUUCUAGUAGAACUCCUGCAGUGAUUCAUUACAGGGUCGUCUUUGUACUAUAUCACCACAAUACAGUUAUAUUUUAAAGGCCUAUAUAGUGAUGUCUCUUGUAUUCUGGAACAUGAAGGAGAAAAUUAAAGCUGUACUGAAAAUUAGCAAAACUGUACCAUUCUAAUGUGAGAGAAUUAAAA
Molecule: messenger RNA, 7972 nt
Organism: Fundulus heteroclitus (mummichog)
Lineage: Eukaryota; Metazoa; Chordata; Actinopteri; Cyprinodontiformes; Fundulidae
Product: cilia- and flagella-associated protein 54
Biological process (GO): cilium assembly
Source: RefSeq, a predicted model, not a curated record